This is a messenger RNA of Ostertagia ostertagi, 426 nucleotides long. The record is from the annotation of a GenBank genome assembly. Lineage: Eukaryota; Metazoa; Nematoda; Chromadorea; Rhabditida; Trichostrongylidae.
AUGUAUGUGUGUGCAUGGCCGUCUGCAUUUGCUCACGCGGACGGUGGUGUUCGCAAGUAUUCUAGUCUCAACAAUGUGCGGUCUCCUGCUGGGACUACUGGUAGCCGCUACUACAGCUAUUACGACGACACUGAUGAGCCAUAUGAUAACUAUGAUAACGAAAGCUUACCAUAUGAUUACCUGGAAGAUAUCGACCUCAUUACGGUGAACAGUGGAAAUUAUUGUGGCUCAAGUCGUUGGAAGACAACCUCUCGUAUGGCAACCCAUCCACUUGCCGAAAUAUUUUGCUCAAGCGACAUCGUCAACACUUCACUCGUAUCGAAUUCGAGCACCGUUCCUGUGAUAGUGUUCAUGCGUCGAAGACGUAAUGAUACCGUCACAGAAUUGGAAUACCGCAUCGCGGAAGAAACGGAGAAGGAAAAAUGA